UCGCCGCCAUUUGGAGUUGGGGUAGUGGGGUCGUUGAGCACGUUAACAGGAAGGCAGUGGAAGCAAGCAACACAAAGCAUUCAUCAGUUCUGGUGGGAGUCCGGGACCAGACGCUGUCUUGGUUCCUAGGGGAUGGAGCCAGUGUGUCGUGCGUGGGUUGGGCAGUCUUCCGAAGAGGAAGAGCCUGAGGCGCCGCGUGCCGAGAGAAUCGUGGUCUCCUGGCUCAGCAGGGCUGAAUGGGAUCAAGUGACGAUUUAUCUGUUCUGUGAUGAUCAGAAACUGCAGCAGUAUGCGCUGAACCGUAUUUCAGUAUGGAGGAGCAGGUUAGGCAACGAACUGCCCCUGGCAGUAGCUUCUACUGCUGACCUGGUACGAUGUAAGCUCCUGGAUGUAACUGGUGGCUUGGGCACUGAUGAACUCAAACUGCUCUAUGGCAUGGCAUUGGUCAGGUUUGUGAAUCUUAUCUCAGAGAGGAAGACAAAAUGUGCUAACCUUCCCCUCAAGUACCUGGCCCAGGAGGUGAACAUCCCAGACUGGAUUGUUGAACUUCGCCACAAGUUGACCCACAAGAAAAUGCCCCAUAUAAAUGACUGCCGCAAAGGUUGCCACUUUGUCCUGAACUGGCUCCAGAAGACCUACUGGAGUUGUCAACUGGAAGACAGCCUGAAAGAAACCUGGGAGUUGGAAGAGGACCAGGCAGAAACAGAAGAACAUCAAGAAGAGGAAGGUGAAACUAUUGUUGAGGAUGUAAUAGAAGAGCAACCAGAGCCUCAGGAUGACAAAAAUGAUGAGUUGGAUGUUGAGGAUGAUGCGAACAACAACGGCAACGAAGAGGUAUCUUCUCAUCCAGAACCGACCCCAAGACAUAAAGAGUUGUAUGAAAAAGCACGAGAAUUGUUAGUAUCAUAUGAAGAAGAACAGUUUACGGUGCUGGAGAAAUAUAGGAAUUUACCUCAGGCUGUUAAGGUAUGGAAUAACCUUUCCCCACGUGUACAGUGUAUCUUGGAAGAACUCAAGGGCAUUGCAUCGGAGAACAGGGAUGCUGUGCUGGAUGCUUUUCUGGAUGAUGGCUUCCUCAUUCCCACUUCUGAGCAGUUGACAGCUUUGCAGAUAGAGUAUGAAGAUGGUCAAACUGAGGUGCAGAAAGGGGAAGUUACUGAACCAAAUUCACACAAAAACAAUGACUUGAAUGAAGUCUUGGUGCCAACGCCAUUCUCUCAGUUCUGGCAGCCCCUGCUCAGGGGCCUGCACACCCAGACCUUCACACAGGCCCUGCUGGAGAGGAUGUUCUCUGAGUUGUCUACCCUGGGGAACACUGGGAUCCGGCCUACCUACAUCCUUAGAUGGACCGUUGAACUGAUCGUGGCCAACACUAAGAUUGGACGUAAUGCUCGGUGGUUGUCUGCGAGCCAGUGGGAAGCAAGAAAGAACUGGGGGCUGUUCAAUUCUUCUGCCUCUCUUGACUGGCCCCAAGUGAUUGAGUCCUGUUUGGGCUCACCAUGCUGGGCCAGCCCACAACUCCUUCAACUAGUCUUCAAAGCCAUGGGACAGGUUUUGCCAGAUGGUGAGCAGGACAAGCUACUGCGGGCCUGUUCCAUUUAUAUUCAGAGUGAAGAACAUGUGACAACAAAGGCAAGCGGAGGCUCUUCUUCCAAUGAGAAAAGUCCAUACACAUUAGACACCUUACAUCAGAACCUACACCAAUCAUGUGCCAAAUGUGAGUCUGAAGAAAAUAUUCAACAGAAGGAGCAAAGCAGCCCUAAGAUUGUCAAGCAAGGGGAGGAAAAGGAGAAGAAGGAGGAGCCGGAGGAGGAGCAGGAAGAGGAUGAGGACGAGGAGAUAAAUGUCUUUCAAGAUCAGAUGGAAGAGGAUAUAGAGGAAAGUGAUGACUUGGAAGAAGAGGAAGAAGGGGAUGAUGAUGAUGAUAAUGAUGAUGACACAAUGGAGAUGGGGGAUUUCUCUUUCUCGCAGGGAUCCAGUAUUUUUGAGAAUACUAGGAUCAUUUCUGAGGCAAAAGAAGCUUUGAAGGGUUCAGCAUGGCAAGUAAGCUCUGAAGAUGUGCGGUGGGGUACAUUCCCUAUAGGCCGAAUACCAGGUCAGACUGAGGAUCCAGACGAGCUUAUGUUGGAGAAUUAUGAUACCAUCUAUCUUUUGGACCAACCUGUACUAGAGCAGCAGCUAGAACCUCCAAAGUCCAAGAGUAGCACUCUAAGCCUAACUUGUAUCAGGAAAAACCCUGACAGCAGCAGUAGCAGCAAAAUGGAGGGCCUUCUGUGGAGCCCAGGACAACUGGAAAGGCUCAAAGCUGGCCUGCAGCUCUUCUGAUGGCUGUCCUGAUGCAAGUGUCCAUGUAAUUCCGACAUAGUCAGAGCCAGUCAAGAAUCCACCCAUGGUACAGACUGGAAAACCUGGGAGACCAUCCAGAUCAGCCAUAUCAAUUCAGCUUUAAACCACAAUGGAAAUGUGAAUGAUUUUCUGUUUUGUUUUGAAAAAUAAUAAACAGAUUUUCGUCAUGGUGUUUGUGAAAUAA
Meriones unguiculatus (Mongolian gerbil) is the source of this 2530-nucleotide messenger RNA. RefSeq names its product LAS1 like ribosome biogenesis factor (gene Las1l). The record is from RefSeq and is a predicted model, not a curated record. Gene Ontology annotation, biological process: maturation of LSU-rRNA; maturation of 5.8S rRNA. Gene Ontology annotation, cellular component: preribosome, large subunit precursor; Las1 complex. Bases 133 to 2325 code for a protein of 730 amino acids. The transcript has 14 exons. Gene Ontology annotation, molecular function: endonuclease activity. Lineage: Eukaryota; Metazoa; Chordata; Mammalia; Rodentia; Muridae.